This is a messenger RNA of Struthio camelus australis, 3167 nucleotides long. The record is from RefSeq and is a predicted model, not a curated record. NCBI's taxonomy places the organism in Eukaryota, Metazoa, Chordata, Aves, Struthioniformes, Struthionidae.
AUGGCAUUACUCCUGUUCUCACCUAACAGUGACUGGAAGCAGAGCUCCCUCACAGAGCUAGCCCUGCAUUUAGGCAGCGAGCCCCCUCUCCAGAGACAUCCAAGCAGCCUGAGGCAAGCUGCUGCUUCGGCUGGGUUACCUACUAAUACCUAUUUUUGUAAUGAGAGGUUCGCAGUGAUACCCCCGGAUUACCACCCUGGGACCACAGGUGACCUAGGCCACAGAGCAAGAACGAUCGCUCCCGAAAGCCUCGCUCUGCAGCCUGGCAGCCUGCAGCAGCGAUGCGAGAGCAAUCUUCUUAGUACCAUCCUUGUAAAGACUUCACGCUGGGGAAGCGUGGGAAUGCAACCAGAGCAUAUGGCUCGGCGUGAAGUUGGAAGGUGUCUGGGAGAUCCUGGCCGGCGAGAGAUGGCGUAUUUGUUGGGUAGUGGUAAUGAACGUGUCGUUGCUUUGAUCUGGUCUUCUUUUCUUUUUUUCCCAAAUUCUCUUCACUUCAACACUGGUCCACCCUGUUCUCGAUCGGCUAUAGCCGUGCAGAAGGAACUCAUUCAGCUCCUUUUGCGCGUGCGAAAGUUACCUGCCUCAGACCGAGCUACGCAGCAGGCAGUUUUCUGGGAGUACCCAGCUUCAGUGGUAAAGGAAAGCUGUAUUGGAUUUAUUGGAGUAAAGGGACCAGAAACUGAGGAGGAGAAGGGGAAGAACCUGAAAUCGGUGGUUUGGAGAGCUCCCUCAGCAAGAAUUGGUAUAAAUGACUUGGAUCGGGGAAUAUCUGUUCCUCUGCUGAAACAGGAAGGCAAGAGAAGGGAUGUAUUGGAGCAGGAUGAAACAGGAGGCAGUAUAAAGCUGCUAAUGAGCUCGAUGAGGAAAGCUGCUCUCGAUCCAACAGCAGGAGCAACGAAGCAUCACUUGAGGGUGAAGUGGAACGUGUGCGCCCUGGUACGCUUUUUCUGCUGCCUGCUGUUUUUCAGGAUUAGCACGUGUGCAGUGAGCCGCAUCAGGGAGCAGAUCCAGCAGAGAGCUAACGUAUUUGAUGCUGGUGACUACUUCGGGAUAAUGCAAGUGGAAGAGGUGGAGGAGGAGGAGGAAGCUGAUGAAGAAAUGGAAGAACAAUUGAAAAAGAAACCAAAUCCUGGAAAUGAGCCUUGUUUCAAAGUUAUCGUAACAAAUGAGAAUGGUCUUCAAGCCUCCAAUCCAGAUAGCAUUUUCCUGAUCGACCACGCCUGGACGUACCGUGUUGAACAUGCCCAUCAGCAGCUGCUUCAUGUACCCGGUUUACUUCAUAGAAUGGCAAAUCUCAUGGGAAUUGACUUUCACGGAGAGAUCCCAGAUGAGGGCACUAUUGAGCAAGUGUUGCAGGAAAUGUGGAAAUACAAUCAGACCUACCAGCUUUCUCAAGGGACUGCAGAGGAGAAGGUUCCUGUCUGGUACAUUAUGGAUGAAUUUGGAUCGCGUAUUCAGCAUUCGGAUCAGCCUAGUUUUGCAACAGCACCUUUAUUUUAUAUGCCUCAACAAAUUGCUUACACUCUUCUCUGGCCCUUGAGAGACCUUGAAACUGGUGAUGAAGUGACUCGUGACUAUGCUUAUGGGGAAACUGACCGUUUAAUCAGGAAGUGUGUCUUGUUACCAUGGGUGCCUACUGAAGUGUUGGACAUCAACUGUUUUACCCCAGAGCCAUCAGAUGAGCAUUACCAGGCUAUUUUAACAGAAAACAAAGAGAAACUGCCUAUAGCAAUAAAGCCAUCAGUUUAUGAUGAAGACAAAGUUUUCAAGUACGUAUCUGCAAACAAAAUGCUUUUCCAGGUCCUCAACAACCUGACACAUCCCCGCUUUGUAUUCACAGACAACGAGGAAGAAGCAGACAUCCUCUACAACUUCUCCCACUUCAAAGACUAUAGGAAGUUAAGUGAGGAAAGGCCUCAGGUGAUGCUGAAUCAGUUCCCAUGUGAGAACCUCUUGACUGUCAAAGAUUGCCUGGCAUCCGUAUCUAGACGAGCUGGAGGACCAGACGGGCCAAGAUGGUUGCCUCGUACUUUCAACCUCCAAACAGAACUGCCCCAGUUCAUCAGCUACUUUCAGCAACGUGAAAGAAGAGGAGAAGACAAUCACUGGAUAUGCAAACCAUGGAACUUGGCCAGAAGCCUGGACACUCACAUCACCAACAGCCUUAACAAUAUCAUCAGGCACAGGGAAAGCAGCCCAAAGGUAGCGUGCAAAUAUAUUGAGAAUCCAGUCUUGUUUCACCGAGAAGACGUCGGAAUGGUUAAAUUUGACGUCCGUUAUGUUGUAUUGUUGAGGUCCAUAAAACCACUCAAGCUGUAUGUCUAUGAUGUAUUUUGGUUGCGCUUUUCAAAUCGGGCAUUUUCACUUGAUGACUUGCAUGACUACGAGAAGCAUUUCACUGUCAUGAACUAUGCUCCUGGUGUAAUGUUAAAACAGGUACACUGUGAAGAAUUUAUUCCUCUGUUUGAAAAACAAUAUCCAGAAUAUCCAUGGACAACAGUACAAGCAGAUAUUUUUAAGGCAUUUGCUGAAUUGUUCCAAGUUGCUUCAGCUAAACCUGCACCUCUUGGAAUCUGUGAUUAUCCAUCAUCAAGAGCAAUAUAUGCCAUUGACUUGAUGCUUAAGUGGGACACCAGCAGAGAUGGGAAAAAAACUAUGCAGCCUCAGAUCCUGGAGGUGAACUUUAAUCCUGACUGCGAUAGAGCCUGCAAGUACCACCCUACCUUUUUUAAUGAUGUCUUCAGCACCCUAUUUCUGGAUAAACCAGACAACUGCCAUGUGACAUGCAUUAUCUAAGCACAGGAGGCUUGACUCCAUUAAUAAUUUCCUUUACAGAGAUGCUUAACAGCAAUAUUUGUAUGUCAGUUCUAUGAGCUGCUUAUGCAAAUACCUUUCUAUACUGGUAACCCAGGAAAAAAAAGUCAUAUCAGAAAAAUAUGCAUAUACUAUAUUGAUAAUCAUUUUGUCUGUAUUUUCCUUGUCUUGCAUAGUUUUAUAUCAUCAGUUUGUGAUGACCAAAUGUCUUGUUUUAUUGAAUAUGGGAGACGACAAAAUAGAACGGUAACUGGAACAAUGGACUUGUUUCUCAGGUAGCCUAAACUCGUGUGUGCUGGGAAACAUUGUACAGCUUCUCUCUGUCAACAUUAAAAUUGUAAUUUACUGAAUCA